Messenger RNA from Equus quagga, 919 nucleotides. RefSeq names its product NADH:ubiquinone oxidoreductase complex assembly factor 4 (gene NDUFAF4). The transcript is spliced from 3 exons. Gene Ontology annotation, biological process: mitochondrial respiratory chain complex I assembly. NCBI's taxonomy places the organism in Eukaryota, Metazoa, Chordata, Mammalia, Perissodactyla, Equidae. Bases 16 to 630 code for a protein of 204 amino acids. Gene Ontology annotation, cellular component: mitochondrion. The record is from RefSeq and is a predicted model, not a curated record.
CGGGCGACCCCAGACAUGCGCAUGCUCAGUUGGUUACGGAGGUCGCCGGCGCCAGUGUUUUCCCACGUGCGGCGUGAACCGAGGGCAUCAUGUUGUGAGGCGAUGGGGGCUUCUUUGGCUCGCGCGUUCAGGAAUUUCAACCUGGAGAACCGCGCGGAACGGGAAAUUAGCAGGAUGAAGCCUUCUCCCGCUCCCAGGCACCCCUCCACCAAGAGCCUCCUGCAAGAGCAGCUGAGCUUCCAUCCAGAAAUUAAGGGAGAAAUUGCUAGAAAAGAUGACAAAUUGCUGUCAUUACUGAAAGAUGUGUAUGUCGAUUCCAAAGAUCCUGUGUCUUCUGUGCAGGUAAAAGAUGCUGGAACACCUCAGGAGCCAAAGGAAUUCAGACUGCCGAAAGGCCAUCACUUUGACAUGAUGAAUAUUAAGAACAUUCCCAAAGGCAAAAUUUCUGUUGCAGAGGCUUUGACACUUCUCAAUAAUCAUAAACUUUAUCCAGAAACAUGGACUGCUGAGAAAAUAGCAGAAGAAUACUAUCUAGAUCAGAAAGAUGUCAAUUCCCUUCUCAAGUAUUUUAUUACUUUUGAAGUCAAAAUCUUCCCUCCUGAAGACAAGAAAGCAAUCGAAUCAAAAUGAAGAAAAUCUUGAAGUUACUUUUCCUAUACAUACUCCCCAUCCCCAUGCCCUGUUUAUUUUCUUACUUUUAGCAUGUUAAAUUAUAUAAAUUACCGAAUGUUUAAAACUCCCUCCUUGUGAGACCACACUAUUUAUUGAGCUCUGCUGAAUUUUCAGUAUUGCUGAGACUGAAUUUUGUUUUCUUUUAAACUUUAUUUUGGUUUAGGCAUAUGCUCAUAUGUAUAUCAGCAUGACUAAGCACAUGUACAAAUUUAUCAUAAAUAAAAGAAUGUGUUAUUUUAGGCACAUA